AUGUCAGACUUCUUCCGCAGAGCAUCCGAUGCGCUCAAUCACCGCGAGCGUCAAGACUCGACGGCCUCGACGAGCUCGACGGAUGCACCGACCUCCCCCAACGCAGCAAAGCCUCCCAGCCAAGAGCCGAUGAAAAAGUCUGAGUCUGCUCCGGCUGGCUCCCAGACCAAAGACAGCCUUUUUGGCACAGCAACUAAUGAUCUUGACCAGCUGAAGCAUCGCCGCCAUUGGAGCUGGGGAAAACAACAGGAAAAAGGCGCCGAAACAAAACAGCAGCCUAGCCAAGGGUUGAGAGAUAAUGACUGGAUUUUUGGAUCGUAG
Molecule: messenger RNA, 321 nt
Organism: Penicillium soppii
Lineage: Eukaryota; Fungi; Ascomycota; Eurotiomycetes; Eurotiales; Aspergillaceae
Exons: 2
Coding region: 1-321 (106 amino acids)
Source: RefSeq, a predicted model, not a curated record